Molecule: messenger RNA, 2136 nt
Organism: Myxocyprinus asiaticus (Chinese sucker)
Lineage: Eukaryota; Metazoa; Chordata; Actinopteri; Cypriniformes; Catostomidae
Product: proteinase-activated receptor 1-like
Exons: 4
Coding region: 95-1525 (476 amino acids)
Biological process (GO): blood coagulation; positive regulation of blood coagulation; thrombin-activated receptor signaling pathway
Cellular component (GO): membrane
Molecular function (GO): thrombin-activated receptor activity
Source: RefSeq, a predicted model, not a curated record
UCUAAAUCAGUGGGCAGUCAGAGCUCCACAGAAAUUCAAUCGAGACAUUCUGAAUUUUGACGAUUUGUGUUUUCGAAAGUUGUAAAAGCUACUCAUGGCGGUUAAAACGAUCUUCCUUUCACUUAUAGUUGCGCAUACAUGCACUGGCGCGUUUAACGAUAGUUCUGAACACAGUGUUCCAGCAACUGAUGUACCAACUCACUACAUUUAUCCUCCAGAUCAAGACCAGCCCAACCAUUCCUUGCCUAAUGAAAAUCCCAAACCAGUUGGACGCAGUUUCCCUAUUAGACAUUUCUAUAUUACCCAGACUGAUGAGCCAAUAGACUACAGUGACUAUCAAGAUCAGGAGUUGCUUGACUCUGCCUUAAUUCCAAAUAAGGCCCGUGAAGUGCUAGUGCAGAGAUUUAAGAUGAAUCACUCCGAUGACUAUCAUGUUACAUAUCUGUGUAACAGAACUGAAAUGGGCGCAGUGGAAUGCAACCAGACUAUACCAUCCUUGGAGAUAUUUACUAUCUCAAAUGAGGCUGUGCUUUUCCUUGAAGGUCUGCUGGUCACACGUGUCAUGCCCUCUUUCUACAUCUUCCUCCUCCUCAUUAGUAUACCCCUAAACACAUUGGCCUUGGUGACAUUCACCUGUAGGAUUCAAGCAAAGAAACCAGCUGUGUUUUACAUGUCUCAUCUGGCAUGUGUGGACCUGCUCUUCACCUUGCUACUGCCUCUGAAGAUCCACUACCACCUGAAUGGUUCAGAUUGGGUGUUUGGCGAGGUGGCGUGUCGUGUACUCAGUGCGGCUUACUACUGCUACAUGUACUGCUCUAUACUGCUGAUGAUGUGCAUGAGUGUGGACAGACUGGUGGCCGUAGUGGUCCCUGUCGCCUCUCUAUCCUGGCGGAGAGCGAGGAAUGCUAAAUGCGUAUGUGUGCUAAUCUGGCUGCUGGCACUCGCCGGCACGGUGCCACUUCUCUCCAUAAGACAAACAUUUAAGAUCAAGAAUGUGGGUGUCACCUGCCAUGACGCACUUCUGCACGAUGACCCUGCAGAGCAGCGGUACAUUUACCUGUUCUUCAUCCUUUCCUGCCUCUUCUUCUUCUUGCCACUGGUCAUCACCUUGGUUAGCUACUCUACCAUCAUAUAUGUGCUCAGAGCCCAGUCUACCCAAUUACCAAUGUCAUCCUCAAACAAACGAAGGAGAGCUGUGAUUAUGGCUAUCGCUGUGGUGACAGUGUUUGUAGCAUGCUUUGCACCAACCAAUGGCAUCCUGUUGUACCACUGCGUUCAUCUGGCCACUGGAGGUCACAAUGGGGCGGCAGAUUCAUCGUAUGCAGCUUACAUGUUGGCUGUGUGUGUUGGGAGUUCAAGUGUUUUCCUGGACCCUCUGCUGUACUACUAUGGCUCGUCUCAGUGCAGACAGCAGAUCAGCUCUGUGUUUUGGUGGCGAAAAGCAACCACACUAUCAAACACAUGCUCUCAGUCCAAAUCAACUCACCUGAGCUGUGAGUACAGUCAGGCUCACAUUAAGGUGUGAAUUGUUCAGAAAAAGAGCUCAUCAAAUAAUUGUAUAAAUGAUAAGCAAGCACAAAUGAGUGUGGUGUUCAGUGUUCAGUUGAUUUCAUCUGUGUGUGUAUGUAUGUGUGUAUGUGUGAAAAGAGCCGGAUAGUGACUUUUGUAAUUCUGAAGGCAAAAAGUUAGAUUAAGCUGUUAUAUUAUGUAUUAUAUGCAUAUAGAUGCAUUAUAGUUUGUGCGUGUAGUCUAGCUUUAAGCUUAAUAAGUUCACUCCACUGUAAUUGGCAGUCUUAACCAACAGAUGGAAUUGACUUGUAUGUAUUCAGUGUUUUUCUAUGUAGGAAACACAUAUUCCUAUAUUAUUGUAUUUUAUAAUGUACAUAUCUUUGUAUACAAUGUGUCAUUGAAUUUAUAUCUUAAAAACAGAGAUGUCUUGUAAAGGUUUUCUAGUAAUGGAUUUCUGUUGCAAUAUUUUGGUAUGCUACAUUGCUAAUUUAGCUUCCUCAUUCCAUAUAUUAAUUUAUAGAUGAGUUAUUUUUAUGUGCCACUAAGCUGCAGUAUUUCAAACACUGGAAAUUGUGCAAUGUAUUGUGUGGGACGCAUACUGUAUUAAACUGGACAUAUUCUACUUUA